AUGGGCGAGCCCAUCGACCAGUCCUCGUUUGCCAGCAUUUUGGCGGGCGUGCAGAAAAUGCGCCGGGCCUACGACGUGGGCGUGGCGGCGCCAGCAGAGCCGCCCCAGCCCGCUCCCACAGACGAGGCCCCGGGCCUAGGGCGGCCGCCUCCGCGUCUUGAGAAGCCGGCCCAAAGUCCCGAAAACACGGCCCAAAGCCUCGAAAACACGGCCCAGGACACGGCCCAGGACACGGCCCAGAAGCCGCAGGCCCCCAGCCAAAAGCCCCCAGCCACGGCGCCCAAAACGGCGCCCAAAACGGCGCCCAAAACGGCGCCCCAAUCGGCCCCCAAAUCGGCCGCCCAUGCCGCCCCCCUCCACGCCAGCAGAAGAGCCGGCCCCACAAACGUGCACUCGUACACGCAGGUGCAGGUGGCGCCGUCGCAGAAAGGCAACCCGCUCUUGGAAAGCCCGCCGAUGAAACUCACGCCCUGGGCCUUCAAUGCCCAGAUUCUCCUGGACUACUACAUCAACGCCACGGUGCAGGUGCUCUUCCUCUCGUUGAAGUACCACAGGCUCCGGCCCGAGUACGUGUGGCGGCGGCUCGAGCGGCUCCGCGGCGGCCACGCCUCCAGCAGCCCUGCACACGACCAGGCCUUGCGUGUUUUGUUGGUGGUCGUGGACAUCGACUCGCCGCAGGAGGCGCUCCGCAGGCUCGCGGUGGUUUGUGUCAAGAACGACCUCUCCAUGGUGGUGGCGUGGCUGUUCGAGGAGGCGGGGGCCUACGUGGCGGCGUUGAAGCUGAACGAAAUGGCCCGCACCAAGACCGCCUCCUCCAUCCAGGGCUCGCGCAAGGCGGACUACAACUCCAGCGUGGUGGCCACCUUGACCGCGGUGCGUGCGGUCAACAAGACCGACGUGGUGAACUUGCUAGCGAACUGCAAGUCGUUCAGAAACACCGUGCUCCAGGCGGCUCUGGGCGACGGGGUGCUGGACAUCCCGGGCCUUGGCGGCCGCAAGGCGGCGAACCUCAGUGCGGCGUUUGCCGGGCCGUUUGUGUUCAACAAGGACUGGAGCUGA
Metschnikowia bicuspidata var. bicuspidata NRRL YB-4993 is the source of this 1059-nucleotide messenger RNA. RefSeq names its product Rad10p (gene RAD10). The transcript has a single exon. Gene Ontology annotation, molecular function: single-stranded DNA binding; damaged DNA binding. The coding region runs from base 1 to 1059 and encodes 352 amino acids. NCBI's taxonomy places the organism in Eukaryota, Fungi, Ascomycota, Pichiomycetes, Serinales, Metschnikowiaceae. Gene Ontology annotation, biological process: mitotic recombination; meiotic mismatch repair; UV-damage excision repair. Gene Ontology annotation, cellular component: nucleus; ERCC4-ERCC1 complex; nucleotide-excision repair factor 1 complex. The record is from RefSeq and is a predicted model, not a curated record.